Messenger RNA from Echinops telfairi (small Madagascar hedgehog), 2048 nucleotides. It is a transcript of the gene TMEM200B, whose product is annotated as transmembrane protein 200B. The record is from RefSeq and is a predicted model, not a curated record. The annotation marks the transcript as partial. The transcript has a single exon. Lineage: Eukaryota; Metazoa; Chordata; Mammalia; Afrosoricida; Tenrecidae.
GUGCUGGUGGGCAUGGGCAUCGCCGUGGCCGGCUACUGGCCGCACCGCACGGGGGCUCCGGGACCCCGCACCACCAAUGCCAGCGCGCCCCUGGUGAGCGAGCUGCGGCGAGAGGGCCGCGGUGCCCGCGCUCACGGCCCGCACGAGCGGCUGAGGCUCCUCGGGCCCGUGGUCAUGGGCGUCGGCCUGUUCGUGUUCAUCUGCGCCAACACGCUGCUCUAUGAGAACCGCGACCUAGAGACGCGACGGCUCCGUCAGGGGGUGCUGCGGGCCCAGGCGCUGCGGCCCCCCGACGGACCCGGCUGGGAUUGCGCGCUCUUGCCCAGCCCUGGCCCUAGGACUCCCCGAGCCAUAGGCUGUGCUGAACUGGAGAGUUGGGACCUGGCCCCUCAUCGGGGUACCUCACCUGUCCCAUCAGUAAGGAGUCUGCGUUCAGAGCCUGCUAAUCCUCGUCUGGGGUUACCAGCCCUGCUCAACAGCUACCCACUGAAGGGUCCGGGGCUGGCCCCACCCUGGGGUCCACAGACCCAGACUGGCCACGUGAUCAUCACCAUGCAGCCUGCUGGUACCUGCAUUGAACACUCCAAAUCUCUGGACCUGGGUCUGGGAGAGCUUCUGCUUGGGGCCCCGGCCCCUCGGGACUGUGCUCACCGCAGCUGGCCGCGGCUGGAUCGCCUUAGUCUAGGGGGUUAUGCCAAAUUGGGCGGAGGAGGUGACUCGGGGCCCCGAGUCUGAGGAGCCUACGGGGUUGGCAGCAGGUGCCAUGGUAACAGGGCCAGGGGUCCCAUGCGAUGGAUGCUCCCGCCCCACAGGGAAAUGCCAGCCAUACUAACGUUCAACUGAGCUGGAGAAAGCACGAAUGUGGACUCUGGAAACCAGCGAGACUCGGCCUCAGGGAUUCCGUCAGCCUCUAAUCGUGGCCUUAGCCCUGGACAGGUACCUGAUGGGGCUGGAGGUCCGGGCCAGGAUGACUAGGCGAUGGGCUUCCUGUCUCGCUAAACUCAAAGAGUGGGCAAGAACUCUUGAGACUUCGGAGUGUCGACUGGGUUGUUAAGUCAGGGUGGGGCAUGGGGUUCGGGCCUCUCUGGGAAAGUGGGUAAUGGGGUGGUACUGCGACAGAGCCUCCACUGCCAUCUGGAACCGGGACUAGCCUUUAACUCCCAUGCAGGGCUCCACUACUGCCGAUGCCUUCCUUCACACUGAGGGGUGCCCCCCCAACAGGUCUGAGAAGCCGCCUGCUCCCCUUAAUCACGGUCUGUGCUGCAAAAUCUGCCAGUUGGCAGAACACAUCUGUCAGUUCUCAGAAAUCCUUUCACACAACACAAGCUGCAUUUUGGCAAGUGUGGGUACCUUAGUGGAGAAGACUUGAGUUUGCAGUGCCUAGCCCCAUCUCCCUCCCCUUCCCCCCAACUGCUGGGAGCAAUGGAGAACCUCAAAGUAGAUCAAGCCUCAGUCAUUUUUUUGGAAAGUUUAUUGGAAAAUGCAAUACAAGAAGCAAGACCAAACACAUACCUACACACUACAGCCACUUCUCUUACUAUGAAAGGCCCGAAUCACAGACCUAAUUAUUGCCUAGUUUAGCUAAAGAUUUUUGCCAAUUGAAUUCUGCUGCCAUAGUUCCUAUUUUGUCAGGAAAUGUAAACAACUACUUGAUAUGAUUCAUAAUUUUUUAAAAAAUGUACAAAGCUCCUUCAUUUUUUGUCACCAAAAUAAUACAUUUGAGAGAGAUUUGUAAAAAACAAAACCAGCCUGGGGCUGAGGUUCUGGGUGGAGAUUUCCCAUAAGCAUCCCUUGGGGGUGGUCAGGCCAUAGCUGUCUCCAUCACCCAGGGUGGGCUGUGGUCUCUUCACCCUAGCUGCCCUGUGGGACACGUGGUGGGCCUGGGACGGGCAAAGCUGCCCUGACAGCAUACUGCAGCCGGGUGUCCUGGGAGCUCUGGGCAGUGAAUUCUGUGGGUCCUACUGUGCUGGUGGGGUGGGGAUGGCAGAGAGCUCGUGUGUCCUGGAGAAGAUCCCUAGUUCUCACGGGAAAAUAAAACUGCAGCAAGA